Messenger RNA from Melampsora larici-populina 98AG31, 1332 nucleotides. RefSeq lists its product as uncharacterized. Lineage: Eukaryota; Fungi; Basidiomycota; Pucciniomycetes; Pucciniales; Melampsoraceae. The transcript has 4 exons. Bases 1 to 1332 code for a protein of 443 amino acids. The record is from RefSeq and is a predicted model, not a curated record.
AUGGGAGGGUGGUCUGCUAAAGAGUCAUGGGGGUACUAUUUACGUUUCCGACCCAUUGUCAAUACUGGUACCGACUUCCAGGUCCGAGAUGACGUAUCGAGGCUGUACCGUGUUAAGCUGAGGUCAUGCAUCGCUACAACUUUCUCCAACCCAAACAUGAGCUUUCGUCGACACGCGUCCAAACCUCGACCUCUAGAUCGUCUUCCCUCCUCACCAACACACUAUGCCCCGCUCGUCAGCUCACCGCUCGUAACUCAUUGCACUCGAUCUUCUUCACCUGUUUCUUACGUUUCCUCGUCUUGCGAUCCACCAAUGGCUUCAAGUCCAGUGUCUGGCAAAGGAUACAUGCCUCUUUCCGAUCUAAUUGAACCUGAACCUGCUAGCGAUGACACUGAGAUGCAAUUGGAAGAUACCUUCGUACAAUCUAAUCUUUCUCAUCUUGGACAGCCUUCGAUCGGUAAUUUCCAUCCAUCAGCAUCUAGUAGCCCAGGUCCUAGUUGGCUCCCCACAUUGGCUGCUCCACGUACUUUUCCGAACAAUAUGAUUCACUCUGCUCAUUCGGGUCUCGACACCACCAAAUCGCAUCGAUCCGCCAGUUUCAAACAACCUAUCUUUCAUUCAUCACAUCGGUCUUCACCAUCUCAAACGAGUGAUCCUCCUUCGAGCUCACCUACGCCUGGCUCUAAGAGGGCCUUCAAAUCCCGCUUUUCUUCGCCUCAAGGAUCUUCAUCUCCAUCCCGAUUGAGGCAACAAGCGGCUAGUCGAAUAAGAGAGAAUCAACGCAAAGGCUUGCUCACGUCUCGCAGGAUCUUGUUAGAGGGUUUCCUUCCGGGAGGAACUGAUCAGAUGGCAGAUGGUGAUUGGACAGCUGAGGAAUUUGCAAUUCUAGAAGCUACAGAUCGCAAAGAGAAUUUCAAUGCUCGACGACGAUGGACACAUGGAUUGAAUGAAGAGCAGUUGAACCCCGAUGAAUUGAUCGCAGAAGAAGAAAUGAUGGGCGAACAAUACGACGAACUUCCUCCAGAUGAAGAUUCUGACCCAUCCCAAAUCUACGCUGCCUAUCAAUCGGGCGAAAACGCCCUUAAUUGCGACGAUUACAAUCCCCAGCUUGGCCAACAACAAGCCUCGGAUGCUUGGCGUAGUCUGGGAGACAUUUUGACGACCUCGCCGGCUAUAUGCCCUGCAUGCCAUACUUCAGGUUUAGGACCCACUCAGUCCUCGCCACCCGACGUACAAUGUCGAUCGUGUGCCUGGAGCUUGAGCUCAGAAACUUUGUCCAUCAUUGAUCAAGAAUUUCUUAAUCAUGGGUUAGUAGAUAUGUUCCCUUCUUGA